This is a messenger RNA of Exophiala bonariae, 1407 nucleotides long. RefSeq lists its product as uncharacterized. Lineage: Eukaryota; Fungi; Ascomycota; Eurotiomycetes; Chaetothyriales; Herpotrichiellaceae. Gene Ontology annotation, biological process: base-excision repair, AP site formation; base-excision repair; nucleotide-excision repair. The coding region runs from base 1 to 1407 and encodes 468 amino acids. Gene Ontology annotation, cellular component: nucleus. Gene Ontology annotation, molecular function: oxidized pyrimidine nucleobase lesion DNA N-glycosylase activity; DNA-(apurinic or apyrimidinic site) endonuclease activity; DNA binding. The transcript has a single exon. The record is from RefSeq and is a predicted model, not a curated record.
AUGCGUACCUCCAAGGUCUCCCAGGACACCACGCGAAUCUUCAGCGCGAUCUCUCCCAAUACCCUCGCGUCAGGCCGCUCAACAAGGAGCGCAAAGAGACUCGCUUCCUUCGCCCUGGGAUACAAUGGAGAAGUGCAGUUCAAACAGGAAGAAACAGAAGACAGAGUCUCUGAGUUGAGCGUCACGCCGGACAUCGAAGAUGCCUUGCCAGCUGCGAAAUCCGUGGUCAGUGCGAGCAGAAAGCGGAAAUCGGGGACAACUUCGCCUGUCGCAGCAUCGGUGUCUGUGGCUACGAUCAAGCAAGAAACCACGAGCGUGUCGCCACGAAAAGUCAAGAUCGAGCCAGAGGACGAGGACGAGAAUGAGGAGGGAGAGGAUCAGGAGAGCCGGCCAGUCAAGCGCAAAGCGAAGGCGAAACCGAAGAAGCCAGCACGCAGACGGGUAUCGCCCAGCGGCACGGUGACGGUUGAGCCGCCGUCGAACUGGUCGGAAAUCUACGACAUCGUCAAAGCCAUGCGGCAGCGGAAUCCCACGGCUCCAGUCGACACGAUGGGCUGCGAGGACCUAUACUGGCGCGGCGCCCCGCCGAAGGAGAAACGCUACCAUACACUCACCGCACUGAUGCUGUCCAGCCAGACCAAAGACACCGUCACAGCGGUGGCCAUGCAGCGCCUCCACCGAGAACUGAUGCCGGACUCCAAGCCAACAACGUCAAUGGCGACACAAUCAGACGCACCAUUCGGCACGGCCGACGACCCGAAGCACCAAUCGCAACUGACGGUGUCGAACAUCCUGGCGAGCGACGCAACACACCUGGACGAGCUGAUCGGCAAAGUCGGGUUCCACAACAACAAGACCAAAUACAUCAAGCAGACGGCGGCGAUCCUCGCGGCACAAUACGAGUCGGACAUCCCGUCGACGGUCGAAGGGCUCGUGGCGCUCCCCGGCGUCGGGCCCAAGAUGGCGUACCUCUGCAUGUCGGCGGCGUGGGGCGAGGACCUCGGCAUCGGCGUCGACGUCCACGUCCACCGCAUCACGAACCUGUGGGGCUGGCACGCCACCAAAGGGCCCGAGGAGACGCGCCUCGCCCUGCAGGCCUGGUUGCCCCGCGACCGCUGGCAUGAUAUCAACAAGUUGCUCGUUGGCCUCGGCCAGACCGUCUGUUUGCCCGUCGGCCGUAGGUGUGGCGACUGUGAUUUGGCCGGGACCGGCUUGUGUAAGGCUGAGGUCAGGGGGUCGAAACCUACUGCUGCUGGUGGUGGUGGUGGUGGUGGUGGGAGGAGGGCCGUGGUUAGAAAGGCUGAGGUGGUGGAGAAGAUUGAGAUCGCCUUUGAUGUGAAAGGGGAGCAGGCGGGUGAUGCUGCUGCUGCUGAUGUCAAUGGACGUGCUAUCAAAGAGGAGGAAUGA